GUCAGUAACAGCAGAACUAUAAAAUAUUCAUUGGGUUAGGGUUGGGUCGGAGAGGUUUGCAGGGACUGUUGGAGCGAUCUCAUGACUUGAGAGGGAGUGAACCAGGCUGGAAAGGAAGGUGAAGCCCUCCGCUGUAGGAAAAACUGCCCUCUUUGCAACCGCGCCACACGCUCUCCCACGCAACCUGAACCAUGGCCAGUGACCAAAUGACCGUCGCGGUGAUGGGCCCUUUAGGAGACAGUCCAGUUCAGAUUGCCUGUCCUAAGUGCCACCAGACAGUCCUCUCCAAGGUGGAAUACUCCUCCGGUGUACUCACCUACCUUUUCUGUGGAGGACUCUUCUUCUGUGGCUUUGUUUUAGGUUGUUGCCUCAUCCCGUUCUGCGUGAACCGUCUGAAAGAUGCCAGACACACCUGUCCCACCUGCAAGAGUGUACUCGGCGUGUAUAAACGCUUGUAACUGAUAUUAAAGCUACUAUGAUUAUUCAACUCUAAGGAUUAUUAACAACUUUUCGUGUAUGAAAAUGCUCUGAACAACUUUGGGUUUUGAAAUGCAUGUCAGACAUUUGACAAUUUUCUGACAAUUUAUGGGAAAGAUAAAACAAAGAAAGUGGAGUCACACACUCGCAGCUCCGAUGUUGAAAAUCUACCAUUUUAAUGAAAAGGUCGCAGGCACGUUUUGACCUGGAGGUUUUCCUCAGGGUGCAGGAACAAAGCACAGUGACAAGGGUUUAAACGGGUGCAGAUGGGUGAUUGAUACAUUUCAAGGUUCUCCUGAAAACAAUUCUUGUGCCAAGCGCAGACAAAGAAAGAAACAGAAUUAAUUAGUUGGUGCAAGAGAUUUAAUGAAAGUGCUAAAUUGAAAGUGCUCAGAUAUUUGAUCAUGAUUCUAAACUUGUUCUUGUUGUUAUUGUGCAGAUGCAAUGUUGUAACAUUCUUGUAAAAGUUCCCUUCAAACCAUUAAAUACCAAUAAACCAAUAAAAUAAAA
Messenger RNA from Mugil cephalus (flathead mullet), 987 nucleotides. Its product is annotated as lipopolysaccharide-induced tumor necrosis factor-alpha factor homolog. Gene Ontology annotation, molecular function: zinc ion binding. The coding region runs from base 192 to 458 and encodes 88 amino acids. NCBI's taxonomy places the organism in Eukaryota, Metazoa, Chordata, Actinopteri, Mugiliformes, Mugilidae. The record is from RefSeq and is a predicted model, not a curated record. The transcript has 4 exons.